AUGGAUUGGAUGAAUCCAAUGCACCAAGCUGUGCCUCCAUGGGUCAAGCCCUACUUGAACAACUAUGGCCAGGCACCAGGCCCCUCACCAGAGGAUGAGGAGGAUGAAUACAGUAGCAGUGAGAGUGUUGCUGCCAAGAAGAAAAAGGACAAGAAGGACAAAAAGAGUGUCAAAAAGGACAAGAAACUCAAGAAGAAGAAGAAGGAGAAGGCACUGGGUGCACCUGGGCCUGAAUGGGGAGAGACAAAGGAAGGGUUCAAGUGCACCAGCAAGAAGAAUUCUGAGGAUUUCUCCAACCUUGAUGAGUAUGCACUGCAGCUGGGAUGGUACAACCUGUGGAAGAAGCCAGGAAAGAAGCCUCAAGAACAGGACAGCCCUUUGCCAACUGAUGUCUUCCAGAAGUACAGCAGGGUCAAAGGGCCACAAGGUGAGCUGGAGGUGUGCCAUGUGGAGAGGGCAGUGAAAGUGGUCCUUGGCCCACCAAAUUCACCUAUCAGCUUGGCAUACAGGAUAUUGAUGAAAGCUGAUGAUAUCUUUGAGCACAGUGAUGGGGUCCAAGCCUGGUAUGGCAAAGUGGCAGAAGUGGCACUUCUCAACCAAGAGGAUUCUCUGUGUGCACAGCAGUACAUCAACCACUGCAAAGGCAUUUACCUCCAGCUACAGCUCAGAGAAUUGGCCAAAACCAAAGCAGCAGAACUUGCUGGAUGCUUUCAACUCAGCAUCACAGUGGUCACCACCAGCAACCUGCUAUGCAGCAGCCACAGCCCCAUGCAGGUGGAAUGCAGGCCCAGCCACACCAUGGUGGUAUGCAACAGCAUCCACUGCCCUCAGCUCAUGGCAUGCAGCAACAGGCACAGGCUAGUGCCCAACAGCCAUACUAUGGUGGACAGCAGCAGCAUCAACAACAACAUCAUGGUGGUUUGCAGCAGCAGCCAGGUCAACAACAUGGUGGCAUGCAUCAGCAACCUCAGACUGGAGGAGUGCACCAGCAGCCAAGUGCCAUGCAGCCACAGCCAACACAUGCUACUAUGCAGCAGCAGCCCCAACCUGGAGGAAUGCAACAGCAGCAAAGUGCCAUGCAGCCACAGCCAACACAUGCUACUAUGCAGCAGCAGCCCCAACCUGGAGGAAUGCAACAGCAGCCCCAACCUGGAGGAAUGCAACAGCAGCAAAGUGCCAUGCAGCCACAGCCAACACAUGCUACUAUGCAGCAGCAGCCCCAACCUGGAGGAAUGCAACAGCAGCCCCAACCUGGAGGAAUGCAACAGCAGCAAAGUGCCAUGCAGCCACAGCCAACACAUGCUACUACGCAGCAGCAGCCCCAACCUGGAGGAAUGCAACAGCAGCAAAGUGCCAUGCAGCCACAGCCAACACAUGCUACUAUGCAACAGCAGCCCCAACCUGGAGGAAUGCAACAGCAGCCAAGUGCCAUGCAGCCACAGCCAACACAUGCUACUAUGCAGCAGCAGCCCCAACCUGGAGGAAUGGCAACAGCAGCCCCAACCUGGAGGAGUGUCACAGCAGCCAAGUGCCAUGUCCGCCAGACCAGUCAGCAAGCCUCCACCUGGAGGGUGCAACAGCAGGCCAAGUGCCAUGCAGCCAGAAACCAAAUUACAUGGUGGUGUGCAGCAGCAGCAGCAGCCUCCACCUGAGGAAGUGUCAACAGCAGCAAAGUGCUGCUGCCACAAGCUGGAGGAGUGCAACAGCAGCAAAGUGCCUGCCACAGCACUGCAGCAGCCCUCCACCUGGAGGAAUGCAACAGCAGCCAAGUGCUUGCAGCCAGACCCACAACAUGGUGGUUUGCAGCAGCCGCAGCCUCCACCUGGAGGAGUGCAACAGCAGGCAAGUGCCAUGCAGCCACAGCCAACACAUGCUAUGCAUCAGCAGCCUCAGAUUGGUGAGGUGCAACAACAGCUUCCAACUGGUGGCAUGCAGCCACAGCCACCACAUGGUAUGCAACAGCAGCCUCCAUGGAUGGCAAGCAAAGAUGCUGCAACAGCAAAGCAGCUCCAAGUGCAACAGCAGCCAAGUGCCAUGCAGCCAGACCAGCAGCAGCCUCCACCUGGAGGAGUGCAACAGCAGCAAAGUGCAAUGCUGCCACAGCCACUGCAGCAGCAGCCUCCACCUGGAGGAAUGCAACAGCAGCAAAGUGCCAUGCAGCCACAGCCAACACAUGCUACUAUGCAGCAGCAGCCCCAACCUGGAGGAAUGCAACAGCAGCCCCAACCUGGAGGAAUGCAACAGCAGCAAAGUGCAAUGCUGCCACAGCCACUGCAGCAGCAGCCUCCACCUGGAGGAGUGCAACAGCAGCCAAGUGCCAUGCAGCCAGACCAGCAGCAGCCUCCACCUGGAGGAGUGCAACAGCAGCCAAGUGCCAUGCAGCCAGACCAAUUACAUGGUGGUGUGCAGCAGCAGCAGCCUCCACCUGGAGGAGUGCAACAGCAGCCAAGUGCCAUGCAGCCAGACCAACAACCUGGUGGUUUGCAGCAGCAGCAGCCUCAAGUUGGAGAAGUGCAACAGCAGCCAAGUGCUAUGCAGCCAGACCAACAACCUGGUGGUUUGCAGCAGCAGCAGCCUCAAGUUGGAGAAGUGCAACAGCAGCCAAGUGCUAUGCAGCCAGACCAACAACAUGGUGGUUUGCAGCAGCAGCAGCCUCCACCUGGAAGAGUGCAACAGCAGCCAAGUGCCAUGCAGCCAGGCCAACAACAUGGUGGUAUGCAUCAGCAGCCUCAAGCUGGUGAGGUGAAGCCAACUGGUGGCAUGCACCAACAACAGCAGCCACCACUGACACAGACUGCUGAUGAACAGCAACAACAGCCACAGAAGCCAGAGCCACAGGCUGGUGGCCAACAACAACAGCAGCCAGAAGCACAGAGUGGUGACCAGCAACAGCAGCCACAGCAACCAGGGCCACAGCAACCAGAGCCACAUCAGCAGCAAAUGGCUGAGGCUGAUGGCAGCCAGAAGGGGGUGCCAAGUACUGGAAAUGUGGAAGCUGCAAAGGAAGCUGCAAAGGAAGCAAGCUUCAUGGCCAAGAUUAAAGAGACAGCCAUGGGUAGUGAUGAUGGUGAUGCUCCAGCUCCAGUUCCACAUCAACCACCUCCACCUUCUGAGGAUGAGUCCAGCAUGGGGGGCAUGACCAGCUCUGAGGAUUCUUAUGUGGAGAAUGAGCUGGAGUGGCAAAGCCAGCUGGAGUACCAGGGCCAGGAGAUGCUGUUCUGGGAGAGUGAGACCAAGGUCAGGGUCAGAAGUGUGGGGCCCACAGCCUAUGAGAGGCACCAACUGGAGAACAUGGUUGUCCCAAGGGAAUUCACCUCAAAGAUCAAAAAGAUUCUGAACCACUUUGGCAACCCCAAUGGAACAUGGAACACAACCAAGGCUUUGGUGACUUACUUCAGGCAGCAUGAGUGCAGAAACUAUGCCAGGGGUCAGAUGGUACCUGUGAGCUCAGCCAUGUUCACAGUGUUCAAACACAUGUUGGUGAGCAACUGGGCAUUGCUGUGGCCAGAGUUCAAGGACCUGAGGCUGUGCAAGGUGGCAGUGGCAAAGAGCAAGCAGACCUUGGAGGCCUACUUGGCUGUGGACAAGGAGCAGCAGGUGGCAGGAGUGCCAAUGGAGGUGGAGCCAUCUGACCCAGCCUCUGGAGGGUGCAUUGACCUGGUUGCACCUGGGGGUGAUGGGCAAGUUGGUGAGAAGGCAUUCACCCUUCCUUAUGGCAUCUGCACCUUGAAAGAUGUGGAGCAGAGAGCUUACAUCAACAAAGGUGGCAAAGCUGAGUGGGUGUGGUCCAGGGUGCACAGCUUUUGCCAGAUCCAGAAGGAGCCUGGUAAGAUGCUGAAGCAAAGCAUGUCUGCACUUCUGGAAGACCUCAACCAGCUUCAGGUGCCUGAGAGUGCUGUCCACUACAGAGGAAAGGAGCAUUCUGAUGAUGCUGAGUGGAAGGUGCCAAUCACUGCCAUGAUCCAAAGGCCAGGUGGGCCAAUGGCAAGUGCAGAGCUAUUCUUUACACCCCAAGGUUUGACACAGAAUUGGGGUAGCCUUUUGUCCUUGUCCCCUGGUGGUGUGGCAUUGUGGAAGAAACUUGGGAGAAGGACUUGGCUGAACAGGUGCAUUGCAUCUUCCAUGGAAAAUGCCACCUUCUUGGACAUCCUCUUCUUCAAUGCCUAUCUCAUGUGCCACCCAAAGCUGAAGGGGCAAGGGCAGAACCUUUGGCUUGCAAUUGGCAGCAACACCAUGCCAGAGCUUAUAUUUCAUGCAGGCUCAUGGCUUGAAAGCCUUGCCUUGAGCAUGAAGGAGGAGCCUCUGUCCAUGCUGCCAAUUCUCAGAACCAAAGAAGGCAAUGCAAGGCUCCUGGCUGAUCCUGUCAACCGCAUGCUUCUUCUUUGGAAACUGAGAAAGAACAAGCAGCACAGGAUGGAAAUAGCUGGGACUCAUGGUGAGCUGGGUGGCAACACAAUGAGAAUGAUGAGGUAUGAGGCAUACCUGGACUGCCUCUUGCACAGUAAGGCCCUGGAGCAAGGAUUCAGUGGCUGCAAGCAGGUCUGUGUGGCCUGGGAUCCUUCUUCCUAUGGGGGCAAGGAUGUGUUUGUUGGCUGCCUAUAUGAGCCAAAGUCCAACACAGGUGCAUACCUCAUGUCACAGCACCUUGGAGCCACAUAUAUCUCUGAGUUGGACUCCUCCUUGCUGGAGAUGGCCCAGGCCAGGAAGCUCACCAGGCUUGAAGGUUACAGGGAGAUCAAGGGGCUCAGUGCAGCCUUGGAGGGCAUUGGCCUCACCCUCAAGAAUUUCUUUGUGCCUGAAGAGCUGGUAUUGAGGCCAUUGAACUCUGAGGAGCUCAGGCUGCAGGGGGGGGAUGGCAAGUGGUACAUCCAGGAUAUGAAAACUGGGGAAGUUAGGCCCCAUGUACCACCUGGCUUUGACCUGGGGUCAUUGCCAGCAUUGACCAGCAUCUCUGAUCAAGGCCCUGCCAACACAGCAGCCCUCAACUAUAUGCUCUACUCCAGCAGAGCUUUGUUGAUGUGGUCAUUGUGGGACCCUUACCACAGGGCCUGGAAUGAUCUGAAGCUUGCCUUGAAGAGGAGUGUUGGAGGAGGAUGGAGGGCAGUCUUGGAGCUCACACUGGUGGUGAACAUGAACUACGGACCCUUUGGGUCAGGCAGCUGGUUUUUCAAAAAGAAAGCAAAGCUGCAUGAUUUCAUGGCCACCCAGAGUAUCAACAGCCCUGCCUGGGACAACUUCCAGACACUGAUUUGCCAGGAGAGAAGGGUUCCAGAACCCAGCAAUCUGGAAGAGGCAGAGGCAAUGUUCCACCAGCUGGUUGGCAUGGACAGCUUCAACCAGAAAGGCCCACUGGUGAAGCUCAUGCGGUGGUUUUCCUUUUUUGAGAGCAUGGCCUUCUAUGAAGGGGAGCUGUACUCCACCAAGCUCAUUCUCCUGCAUGCCCUGGGCAAAGGUGACAAUGCUGGUUCAGAAGCAGAGGUGGAGGAGCCCUUGCCUGAGCAAGGGGACCACAGGAAGGAGCUUGCAGAGCUGAAGAAAAGAAAGGGCACAUGGGCACUUGCUCCUUCCCUGAUCAAUGGCAAAUCCCUUUGCAUGAACGACUGCAUCAUGUCCUGUGGGAAGGCAACUUGGCAGAACUUCGCGGAAAGGGCAAGGGAAAUCUGCACACCACUGCAGGUGAGGGAGCUGAACAUAUCCUGUGCCCAGAGCAGGUACUGGUGCUGUGAACUUCUGGAUAUGCUGGAGUCAUCCUUGGAGGAUGCCAGGUGUUUGAAGCACCUUUGGCCAGAGUUCCAGGGCCAUGACCAAGCCAUGAUCUGGCAUAUUGACCUGCUUGCCAAGCUCCUAGAAACCAGGGCUAUGCAGGCCCAUGACUUGGCAAUGGCACAUUGGAAGAUCCUUCUGCAAGCAGAGGAGGCUGAAGCUGCUGGAGCACUGGUGAAGUCUCUCUCUACUAUCUACUGGAGGUUCAACCCUUUGGUCAGGGCACUGUUUCUGGCCUUUGAAGAAGAUGCCUACAAGUGCCAAGUGUAUACCUCUGAAAGCCAGGCAAUGAAGCUCCAACUGCUCUUCACCCAGAACUUGGGGGAUUCCAGGCUGGUGGAGAACAUUCACCAACAUGGAAGAGAUUUGUGCAGAGCCAGCAAGUCCAAUUCCAUGUCCAAUGUGAGCAUCAUGGCCAAUAUUUUGAAGUGUGGUGUCCUUGAAGGGAGGAAGAUUCCUGUGGUGACAGCCAAGGAAACCCUCAAGGCAACUGGUGCUGCCUGGCAAUCAAAGAGUAAGGAGGCUGUGGUGCACAGGCUGAGGACCCAUGGCAAGAACCUUCCUGUUGAACUUCAAAGGAUGAUGGCCCCCAACAAGAAGGCAUAUGAGCAAUGGCCAUCUCCAAGCCCUGGAUCCUUGUUUCAGAGCUGUGCAUCCACCCACUGGCUCUUCAGCUACUUCUCUUCGCCACCUUCUGAGGAUGUCAAUGUCAACUCUGCUUGGCUUUCCUGCCUAGCCAGGCCUGGUGCCAUCUUGGCCCAGGAAUCAACUUCUAGCCUGGUCAUGGUCAUUGCCUCUGCAGAGUACAGCUUCCUAGGUGUUGCAAUGGAGGCCAGAGUGGGCCUGGACUUGGAGAGGACCUUCCAUUGCAUCAUCCAAAGGCAUGCUGUUGGCUUCCGCCACAUCUCAAACUUGUCUGACUGGGUGGAAUUGCCUGUUGAACCUUGCCUCACCUCAGCAGGUGGCACUAGAGGGCCAAUUGGUUGGAGGAGAGUUGGGCAUCCUCAGCCACUGGAGACAGCUGCUUUGCUGCAUGGUCUUACCCUCACAUUCCAGCAACUCAAGGAUCUGGUCAAGGAGCUGGGUGCCUCUACCAAAGGCUUGACAUCCAAGAAGGCAGUGGUGGAGUUGCUCAUCUCCAUUGCCUGUCCAGAAGACAAGCUGGAAGAGGUGAAGGCCAAAUAUGCCACUGAGACCACAGAGGGAGAGGGGCAGAUGGAUUCUGAUCUUUCUGAGGUGGUUUCAGAACUGGGCCAGGAUGAUGGCAAUGCCCAAGAUCUGAAAGACUUGAAGGAGAAAAAGAAACAUCACAGGGCCAAAAAGGCAUUGAAAAAGGCAGAGCAGAGGCUGAAGGAGCAGAGGGACCCAGCUGCCAUGCAGAGGAUCAAAGAGGAGGAAAGGGCUGUGGAGAAGGAGGUGGCACAGGAAUUGGAUGACCCAGAGAAGAUGAGGGAAGCCAAAGCUGCUGGCAUUGAUGAGCUGGAUGAUCACCGCUUCAAAUCCCAGUGGGAUGAGGAUUACCCUGAGCUGGAUGGAACUUUUUCCCAGCUGAGAUUCUCUAGGUCCUUUGCCAAAAAGGUUAAGUGGGAGGAUGCCUUGGCUCAAGUCCACAAGCACAAUUGGCAGAAGUGGGCAUUGGUGCAGGAUGAGAACCCUUUGGGAGAAGGGGAGGAGGCACAAGAGCCAGGUAUCAUUCCACAGGACCUUUUGGAUCUGCUCAAGGGCCAUAUUGAGGCAAAUCUGACAGAAAAGGCCAAGAGAUACCCUCUGCCCCAGGAUGACACCCAGUGCUUGUGUGUGUGGCCCUUUGCUGCUGACUUCUGCUUCAUUCAGCCUUUGGCAAGCAUUGAUUCCACCACCUUGGUCAGCAAAAGGUCUGUCUUGCUCUGGGGGUGUGCCUCUGGCACCUGGACUGCCUAUGGUGGAGAAUACUGUCUGUCUUGCUCUGGGGGUGUGCCUCUGCCACCUGGACUGCCUAUGGUGGAGAAUGCUGUGCUUGCCUUUGGCAUGGCUGCCAUACUUGGCAUUUGCCAGGCUGGCUCCUAUGGAUGUGGUGAGGCAAUUGUGCCUUCAGCGUGGUGGCUAGGGCAUAAGGGCCUGCCCAUGGAUUGGAUGAAUCCAAUGCACCAAGCUGUGCCUCCAUGGGUCAAGCCCUACUUGAACAACUAUGGCCAGGCACCAGGCCCCUCACCAGAGGAUGAGGAGGAUGAAUACAGUAGCAGUGAGAGUGUUGCUGCCAAGUCGUCUAGGAAGAAAAAGGACAAGAAGGACAAAAAGAGUGUCAAAAAGGACAAGAAACUCAAGAAGAAGAAGAAGGAGAAGGAGAGCUCCAGCAGCUCUUCCAGUUCUGAAUCAGGUGUGAUCCCUUCGCACUGGGUGCACCUGGGGCCUGAAUGGGGAGAGACAAAGGAAGGGUUCAAGUGCACCAGCAAGAAGAAUUCUGAGGAUUUCUCCAACCUUGAUGAGUAUGCACUGCAGCUGGGAUGGUACAACCUGUGGAAGAAGCCAGGAAAGAAGCCUCAAGAACAGGACAGCCCUUUGCCAACUGGUGUCUUCCAGAAGUACAGCAGGGUCAAAGGGCCACAAGGUGAGCUGGAGGUGUGCCAUGUGGAGAGGGCAGUGAAAGUGGUCCUUGGCCCACCAAAUUCACCUAUCAGCUUGGCAUACAGGAUAUUGAUGAAAGCUGAUGAUAUCUUUGAGCACAGUGAUGGGGUCCAAGCCUGGUAUGGCAAAGUGGCAGAAGUGGCACUUCUCAACCAAGAGGAUUCUCUGUGGGCACAGCAGUACAUCAACCACUGCAAAGGACUGCCUGGUGGACAUUGGCAGGCUGUCCAACUUGGCAAUUUGGAAAGCCAACUUCCCAAAGAUGGUAUGAAGCAGAACCAGCCAAUGGUUGGCAAAGGUGAUUGUGUGAGAGAGAGAGAGAGGCAGCUGAUGCCAGGUGAAGUGGCCUAUGGAUUGGCCAGGGGGUAUGGGUUUGGCCAGGUAGGUGGUCACCACCAGCAACCUGCUAUGCAGCAGCCACAGCCCCAUGCAGGUGGAAUGCAGGCCCAGCCACACCAUGGUGGUAUGCAACAGCAUCCACUGCCCUCAGCUCAUGGCAUGCAGCAACAGGCACAGGCUAGUGCCCAACAGCCAUACUAUGGUGGACAGCAGCAGCAUCAACAACAACAUCAUGGUGGUUUGCAGCAGCAGCCAGGUCAACAACAUGGUGGCAUGCAUCAGCAACCUCAGACUGGAGGAGUGCACCAGCAGCCAAGUGCCAUGCAGCCACAGCCAACACAUGCUACUAUGCACCAGCAGCCCCAACCUGGAGGAAUGCAACAGCAGCAAAGUGCCAUGCAGCCACAGCCAACACAUGCUACUAUGCAGCAGCAGCCCCAACCUGGAGGAAUGCAACAGCAGCCCCAACCUGGAGGAAUGCAACAGCAGCAAAGUGCCAUGCAGCCACAGCCAACACAUGCUACUACGCAGCAGCAGCCCCAACCUGGAGGAAUGCAACAGCAGCAAAGUGCCAUGCAGCCACAGCCAACACAUGCUACUAUGCAACAGCAGCCCCAACCUGGAGGAAUGCAACAGCAGCCAAGUGCCAUGCAGCCACAGCCAACACAUGCUACUAUGCAGCAGCAGCCCCAACCUGGAGGAAUGCAACAGCAGCAAAGUGCCAUGCAGCUACAGCCAACACAUGCUACUAUGCAGCAGCAGCCCCAACCUGGAGGAAUGCAACAGCAGCCCCAACCUGGAGGAAUGCAACAGCAGCAAAGUGCAAUGCUGCCACAGCCACUGCAGCAGCAGCCUCCACCUGGAGGAGUGCAACAGCAGCCAAGUGCCAUGCAGCCAGACCAGCAGCAGCCUCCACCUGGAGGAGUGCAACAGCAGCCAAGUGCCAUGCAGCCAGACCAAUUACAUGGUGGUGUGCAGCAGCAGCAGCCUCCACCUGGAGGAGUGCAACAGCAGCAAAGUGCAAUGCUGCCACAGCCACUGCAGCAGCAGCCUCCACCUGGAGGAAUGCAACAGCAGCCAAGUGCUAUGCAGCCAGACCCACAACAUGGUGGUUUGCAGCAGCAGCAGCCUCCACCUGGAGGAGUGCAACAGCAGGCAAGUGCCAUGCAGCCACAGCCAACACAUGCUAUGCAUCAGCAGCCUCAGAUUGGUGAGGUGCAACAACAGCUUCCAACUGGUGGCAUGCAGCCACAGCCACCACAUGGUAUGCAACAGCAGCCUCCAUGUGGAGGAGUGCAACAGCAGCCAAGUGCCAUGCAGCCAGACCAGCAGCAGCCUCCACCUGGAGGAGUGCAACAGCAGCAAAGUGCAAUGCUGCCACAGCCACUGCAGCAGCAGCCUCCACCUGGAGGAGUGCAACAGCAGCCAAGUGCCAUGCAGCCAGACCAGCAGCAGCCUCCACCUGGAGGAGUGCAACAGCAGCAAAGUGCAAUGCUGCCACAGCCACUGCAGCAGCAGCCUCCACCUGGAGGAGUGCAACAGCAGCCAAGUGCCAUGCAGCCAGACCAGCAGCAGCCUCCACCUGGAGGAAUGCAACAGCAGCAAAGUGCAAUGCUGCCACAGCCACUGCAGCAGCAGCCUCCACCUGGAGGAGUGCAACAGCAGCCAAGUGCCAUGCAGCCAGACCAGCAGCAGCCUCCACCUGGAGGAGUGCAACAGCAGCCAAGUGCCAUGCAGCCAGACCAAUUACAUGGUGGUGUGCAGCAGCAGCAGCCUCCACCUGGAGGAGUGCAACAGCAGCCAAGUGCCAUGCAGCCAGGCCAACAACAUGGUGGUAUGCAUCAGCAGCCUCAAGCUGGUGAGGUGAAGCCAACUGGUGGCAUGCACCAACAACAGCAGCCACCACUGACACAGACUGCUGAUGAACAGCAACAACAGCCACAGAAGCCAGAGCCACAGGCUGGUGGCCAACAACAACAGCAGCCAGAAGCACAGAGUGGUGACCAGCAACAGCAGCCACAGCAACCAGGGCCACAGCAACCAGAGCCACAUCAGCAGCAAAUGGCUGAGGCUGAUGGCAGCCAGAAGGGGGUGCCAAGUACUGGAAAUGUGGAAGCUGCAAAGGAAGCUGCAAAGGAAGCAAGCUUCAUGGCCAAGAUUAAAGAGACAGCCAUGGGUAGUGAUGAUGGUGAUGCUCCAGCUCCAGUUCCACAUCAACCACCUCCACCUUCUGAGGAUGAGUCCAGCAUGGGGGGCAUGACCAGCUCUGAGGAUUCUUAUGUGGAGAAUGAGCUGGAGUGGCAAAGCCAGCUGGAGUACCAGGGCCAGGAGAUGCUGUUCUGGGAGAGUGAGACCAAGGUCAGGGUCAGAAGUGUGGGGCCCACAGCCUAUGAGAGGCACCAACUGGAGAACAUGGUUGUCCCAAGGGAAUUCACCUCAAAGAUCAAAAAGAUUCUGAACCACUUUGGCAACCCCAAUGGAACAUGGAACACAACCAAGGCUUUGGUGACUUACUUCAGGCAGCAUGAGUGCAGAAACUAUGCCAGGGGUCAGAUGGUACCUGUGAGCCCAGCCAUGUUCACAGUGUUCAAACACAUGUUGGUGAGCAACUGGGCAUUGCUGUGGCCAGAGUUCAAGGACCUGAGGCUGUGCAAGGUGGCAGUGGCAAAGAGCAAGCAGACCUUGGAGGCCUACUUGGCUGUGGACAAGGAGCAGCAGGUGGCAGGAGUGCCAAUGGAGGUGGAGCCAUCUGACCCAGCCUCUGGAGGGUGCAUUGACCUGGUUGCACCUGGGGGUGAUGGGCAAGUUGGUGAGAAGGCAUUCACCCUUCCUUAUGGCAUCUGCACCUUGAAAGAUGUGGAGCAGAGAGCUUACAUCAACAAAGGUGGCAAAGCUGAGUGGGUGUGGUCCAGGGUGCACAGCUUUUGCCAGAUCCAGAAGGAGCCUGGUAAGAUGCUGAAGCAAAGCAUGUCUGCACUUCUGGAAGACCUCAACCAGCUUCAGGUGCCUGAGAGUGCUGUCCACUACAGAGGAAAGGAGCAUUCUGAUGAUGCUGAGUGGAAGGUGCCAAUCACUGCCAUGAUCCAAAGGCCAGGUGGGCCAAUGGCAAGUGCAGAGCUAUUCUUUACACCCCAAGGUUUGACACAGAAUUGGGGUAGCCUUUUGUCCUUGUCCCCUGGUGGUGUGGCAUUGUGGAAGAAACUUGGGAGAAGGACUUGGCUGAACAGGUGCAUUGCAUCUUCCAUGGAAAAUGCCACCUUCUUGGACAUCCUCUUCUUCAAUGCCUAUCUCAUGUGCCACCCAAAGCUGAAGGGGCAAGGGCAGAACCUUUGGCUUGCAAUUGGCAGCAACACCAUGCCAGAGCUUAUAUUUCAUGCAGGCUCAUGGCUUGAAAGCCUUGCCUUGAGCAUGAAGGAGGAGCCUCUGUCCAUGCUGCCAAUUCUCAGAACCAAAGAAGGCAAUGCAAGGCUCCUGGCUGAUCCUGUCAACCGCAUGCUUCUUCUUUGGAAACUGAGAAAGAACAAGCAGCACAGGAUGGAAAUAGCUGGGACUCAUGGUGAGCUGGGUGGCAGCACAAUGAGAAUGAUGAGGUAUGAGGCAUACCUGGACUGCCUCUUGCACAGUAAGGCCCUGGAGCAAGGAUUCAGUGGCUGCAAGCAGGUCUGUGUGGCCUGGGAUCCUUCUUCCUAUGGGGGCAAGGAUGUGUUUGUUGGCUGCCUAUAUGACCCAAAGUCCAACACAGGUGCAUACCUCAUGUCACAGCACCUUGGAGCCACAUAUAUCUCUGAGUUGGACUCCUCCUUGCUGGAGAUGGCCCAGGCCAGGAAGCUCACCAGGCUUGAAGGUUACAGGGAGAUCAAGGGGCUCAGUGCAGCCUUGGAGGGCAUUGGCCUCACCCUCAAGAAUUUCUUUGUGCCUGAAGAGCUGGUAUUGAGGCCAUUGAACUCUGAGGAGCUCAGGCUGCAGGGGGGGGAUGGCAAGUGGUACAUCCAGGAUAUGAAAACUGGGGAAGUUAGGCCCCAUGUACCACCUGGCUUUGACCUGGGGUCAUUGCCAGCAUUGAUCAGCAUCUCUGAUCAAGGCCCUGCCAACACAGCAGCCCUCAACUAUAUGCUCUACUCCAGCAGAGCUUUGUUGAUGUGGUCAUUGUGGGACCCUUACCACAGGGCCUGGAAUGAUCUGAAGCUUGCCUUGAAGAGGAGUGUUGGAGGAGGAUGGAGGGCAGUCUUGGAGCUCACACUGGUGGUGAACAUGAACUACGGACCCUUUGGGUCAGGCAGCUGGUUUUUCAAAAAGAAAGCAAAGCUGCAUGAUUUCAUGGCCACCCAGAGUAUCAACAGCCCUGCCUGGGACAACUUCCAGACACUGAUUUGCCAGGAGAGAAGGGUUCCAGAACCCAGCAAUCUGGAAGAGGCAGAGGCAAUGUUCCACCAGCUGGUUGGCAUGGACAGCUUCAACCAGAAAGGCCCACUGGUGAAGCUCAUGCGGUGGUUUUCCUUUUUUGAGAGCAUGGCCUUCUAUGAAGGGGAGCUGUACUCCACCAAGCUCAUUCUCCUGCAUGCCCUGGACAAAGGUGACAAUGCUGGUUCAGAAGCAGAGGUGGAGGAGCCCUUGCCUGAGCAAGGGGACCACAGGAAGGAGCUUGCAGAGCUGAAGAAAAGAAAGGGCACAUGGGCACUUGCUCCUUCCCUGAUCAAUGGCAAAUCCCUUUGCAUGAAGGACUGCAUCAUGUCCUGUGGGAAGGCAACUUGGCAGAACUUCGCGGAAAGGGCAAGGGAAAUCUGCACACCACUGCAAGUGAGGGAGCUGAACAUAUCCUGUGCCCAGAGCAGGUACUGGUGCUGUGAACUUCUGGAUAUGCUGGAGUCAUCCUUGGAGGAUGCCAGGUGUUUGAAGCACCUUUGGCCAGAGUUCCAGGGCCAUGACCAAGCCAUGAUCUGGCAUAUUGACCUGCUUGCCAAGCUCCUAGAAACCAGGGCUAUGCAGGCCCAUGACUUGGCAAUGGCACAUUGGAAGAUCCUUCUGCAAGCAGAGGAGGCUGAAGCUGCUGGAGCACUGGUGAAGUCUCUCUCUACUAUCUACUGGAGGUUCAACCCUUUGGUCAGGGCACUGUUUCUGGCCUUUGAAGAAGAUGCCUACAAGUGCCAAGUGUAUACCUCUGAAAGCCAGGCAAUGAAGCUCCAACUGCUCUUCACCCAGAACUUGGGGGAUUCCAGGCUGGUGGAGAACAUUCACCAACAUGGAAGAGAUUUGUGCAGAGCCAGCAAGUCCAAUUCCAUGUCCAAUGUGAGCAUCAUGGCCAAUAUUUUGAAGUGUGGUGUCCUUGAAGGGAGGAAGAUUCCUGUGGUGACAGCCAAGGAAACCCUCAAGGCAACUGGUGCUGCCUGGCAAUCAAAGAGUAAGGAGGCUGUGGUGCACAGGCUGAGGACCCAUGGCAAGAACCUUCCUGUUGAACUUCAAAGGAUGAUGGCCCCCAACAAGAAGGCAUAUGAGCAAUGGCCAUCUCCAAGCCCUGGAUCCUUGUUUCAGAGCUGUGCAUCCACCCACUGGCUCUUCAGCUACUUCUCUUCGCCACCUUCUGAGGAUGUCAAUGUCAACUCUGCUUGGCUUUCCUGCCUAGCCAGGCCUGGUGCCAUCUUGGCCCAGGAAUCAACUUCUAGCCUGGUCAUGGUCAUUGCCUCUGCAGAGUACAGCUUCCUAGGUGUUGCAAUGGAGGCCAGAGUGGGCCUGGACUUGGAGAGGACCUUCCAUUGCAUCAUCCAAAGGCAUGCUGUUGGCUUCCGCCACAUCUCAAACUUGUCUGACUGGGUGGAAUUGCCUGUUGAACCUUGCCUCACCUCAGCAGGUGGCACUAGAGGGCCAAUUGGUUGGAGGAGAGUUGGGCAUCCUCAGCCACUGGAGACAGCUGCUUUGCUGCAUGGUCUUACCCUCACAUUCCAGCAACUCAAGGAUCUGGUCAAGGAGCUGGGUGCCUCUACCAAAGGCUUGACAUCCAAGAAGGCAGUGGUGGAGUUGCUCAUCUCCAUUGCCUGUCCAGAAGACAAGCUGGAAGAGGUGAAGGCCAAAUAUGCCACUGAGACCACAGAGGGAGAGGGGCAGAUGGAUUCUGAUCUUUCUGAGGUGGUUUCAGAACUGGGCCAGGAUGAUGGCAAUGCCCAAGAUCUGAAAAGGAGGCUGAAGGAGCAGAGGGACCCAGCUGCCAUGCAGAGGAUCAAAGAGGAGGAAAGGGCUGUGGAGAAGGAGGUGGCACAGGAAUUGGAUGACCCAGAGAAGAUGAGGGAAGCCAAAGCUGCUGGCAUUGAUGAGCUGGAUGAUCACCGCUUCAAAUCCCAGUGGGAUGAGGAUUACCCUGAGCUGGAUGGAACUUUUUCCCAGCUGAGAUUCUCUAGGUCCUUUGCCAAAAAGGUUAAGUGGGAGGAUGCCUUGGCUCAAGUCCACAAACACAAUUGGCAGAAGUGGGCAUUGGUGCAGGAUGAGAACCCUUUGGGAGAAGGGGAGGAGGCACAAGAGCCAGGUAUCAUUCCACAGGACCUUUUGGAUCUGCUCAAGGGCCAUAUUGAGGCAAAUCUGACAGAAAAGGCCAAGAGAUACCCUCUGCCCCAGGAUGACACCCAGUGCUUGUGUGUGUGGCCCUUUGCUGCUGACUUCUGCUUCAUUCAGCCUUUGGCAAGCAUUGAUUCCACCACCUUGGUCAGCAAAAGGUCUGUCUUGCUCUGGGGGUGUGCCUCUGGCACCUGGACUGCCUAUGGUGGAGAAUACUGUCUGUCUUGCUCUGGGGGUGUGCCUCUGCCACCUGGACUGCCUAUGGUGGAGAAUGCUGUGCUUGCCUUUGGCAUGGCUGCCAUACUUGGCAUUUGCCAGGCUGGCUCCUAUGGAUGUGGUGAGGCAAUUGUGCCUUCAGCGUGGUGGCUAGGACCUGGCAAUUUUGCAGAUAGAUCCACACCUUGCCAAUACAGGCAGCAAGAUUUGACAUCAAGUGGCAAAAUAAUUCUGCUGUCAGAGCUCUGGGGGGA
Messenger RNA from Cladocopium goreaui, 15719 nucleotides. Lineage: Eukaryota; Dinophyceae; Suessiales; Symbiodiniaceae. The record is from the annotation of a GenBank genome assembly.